Protopolystoma xenopodis is the source of this 288-nucleotide messenger RNA. NCBI's taxonomy places the organism in Eukaryota, Metazoa, Platyhelminthes, Monogenea, Polystomatidea, Polystomatidae. The record is from the annotation of a GenBank genome assembly.
AUGCUCGAUCGAGUCGGGCCAGUUCUGGCCUUUCCAACGAACAUUCUAGCGAACAGCAUGUCUCAGAUCAUUUUGGAGCCGCCGCCGAUGAUAAAUGCAGCAUCUGCGUCAUAUCCAGUAGUCUGCAAAGGCUGCGGCGGAGAGAUUCUUGAACGAUAUCUGGUGCACAUCGCUGGUGAAUACUGGCACGAGGAGUGUGCAACGUGCUGUAUCUGCCUGGGUCGACUGGCGAAAAGCUGUUUUGUGCGCAAUUCUCGGUUGUACUGCCGUCACGAUUACCUUUCGUAA